UGAGCAGUUUAGAUCUGUAAAGCAGUGUGGAAUGGAGUGAUAUGAUUCCCUUGGGUUGGGGUCACAAAUAUGGCAGGUUUUUAACCCCCCUGGUUGAUUUUAACUCCAGUGCUGGGAGAAUCAGAACUUUUUAAUUCAAGUGAACGAAGAUGUUUUUUUCAUCUUCAACCCUGAGGCUGGGAGCCCAACAGAAACCGAGAAGAAACCUUGGUUGGAUUCUCCUGGUUAUCCUAAGUACAUCACACUCGGUUUCUGGGUUCCAGAGAAGCCGGGGUGAUAUAGCUUUCUCUUCAAAUGAUUUUGGGAGCACUGAUUCAGGGCCUACUUUUGAAAUACCAGGUCGGGUGUCUUUUCAGUUUAACGGUGAUGUAUCGCGUCGCCAAUCUCAAGGGGGGCAACGAGAUUGUGGCAGGGGUGAGGGGGGCUGUGGAUCCUGCACCCCCAAAUGUUUAGGAGAAAAGGGGUCCAUGGGUCCCCCUGGUAUCCCUGGCUCAGAGGGUCCCAAGGGCCGCCAAGGGUUUGUUGGCAUGGAGGGGUUACCAGGACCUAAGGGUAGUAUUGGCAACCCUGGAGUUCAGGGACCCCGGGGAAUGAAGGGGGACCGGGGGAAAAUGGGAAUGCCAGGUUUCCCUGGAAUAAAUGGACUGCCUGGACUCCAGGGACCCCCUGGACUACGAGGUCUUGAUGGACUGGACGGAUGCAACGGGACCGAUGGUUUGCCGGGGAAAAUGGGGUUUCCGGGUUCUCAAGGUGAGAAGGGAAACAUGGGGUAUCCCGGAGAGAAAGGAGAGAGAGGAGAACCAGCCUAUGUUCCACCAGCUCCUAAAGGACAGAAAGGAGAACCAGGACAAAACGGAUAUCCUGGAGAACCGGGUAGACCAGGACAACCAGGAUAUCCGGGUACUAAGGGAGACAGGGGACUGGACGGAGUAGAUGGUAGACCAGGAUAUGACGGGCAGAAGGGCGAGAAGGGGAGUAUGGGAUUAAGAGCUGAAGGAGAAAAGGGGGAUAAAGGACAGAAAGGACGACCAGGGCCCCCAGGGAAUGUGGAACUACCAAACUUUACGGUUAAUCAAACUUUCAUUGGACCAAAGGGAGAUACAGGACCCAUGGGGGACCAGGGACCAAAAGGAGAUAAAGGACUUCGUGGAGAAACUGGACUACCUGGACCUCAAGGAAUGACAGGACGAGUUGGACCUAAAGGAGAGAAGGGACUACCUGGUAGUCCAGGGCCUAGGGGUAAAGAGGGUCCUUUCGGACCUCCCGGUCCCAUGGGUCAGAAAGGAGAUCAAGGGAACAAUGGAUAUGAUGGAUUAUCUGGUAGACCCGGAGCCAAGGGAGAACCAGGGAGACCUGGCAGGGACGGAGAAUCAGGGCUCGAGGGACCACCAGGAGCACCAGGGGGAGGACCAAAGGGUGGACCACCAGGACCUCCUGGUCCACGAGGGUUUCCUGGACCACCGGGACCACCAGGACAGGACGGAUCAGACGGAGAAACAGGAAAACCAGGACCUGAAGGUCCAGUGGGAGGACUUGGACUCCCAGGUUUACCAGGGUUAGAGGGACCACCAGGAGAGAAAGGAGAGAAAGGAAACUCUGGUUUGCCAGGUUUCCCUGGUUCUCCGGGUCUUCGGGGAGAAAGAGGAAACCCUGGAGCUACAGGAAUAAAUGGAGAGAAGGGACAGAAAGGAGAAUCCAUUGCCGGUCCUCCUGGAAGGGAUGGAUUAAACGGAAUGCCAGGACGAACUGGACAAAAAGGAGAGCGAGGUUUUCCAGGGCCCAGAGGUGUACCCGGAGAUGCUCCAGGAACUCCAGGGCCCCCUGGAUCCCCAGGAGACAGGGGUCCAUCUGGUAUACCAGGGUUGUCAGGAGUGAAUGGUGAGAAGGGGGACAAGGGAGAUAAAGGAUUGAAAGGAGGUGAGUGUGCAGUCUGUUUCCCUGGGAUGAAAGGAGAGAAAGGAGGACCUGGAAGGAACGGGUUGGAUGGUAUACCAGGAGAAAGAGGACCUCCCGGAGGUCGAGGAGUAACAGGAGAACGUGGAGAUGAUGGACAACCUGGACCUCCAGGACCUGUUGGACCAAUGGGAGAAGCAGGAAGGGCUGGAGCACCAGGACCUAAAGGAGAAAAAGGAAAAGAUGCAUUUCUACCUAAUGUUGUUGGACCUCCAGGACCUAGAGGAGGUCGAGGUGAACCUGGUCUCCUUGGAGUAGAUGGACAAAAGGGAGGCCCAGGUCUACCUGGACCUGUCGGAAUGCCUGGACCACAGGGUGACAAGGGAAACCCCGGUCCACCCGGGAAAGAUGGACUUCCUGGAAGAGAUGGACAACCUGGACCACCGGGUAUACCUGGUCCCAAGGGAGAUGGGCAGAAAGGAGAUCCUGGACCCAAAGGAGAUACCGGACCACAAGGUCCCAAGGGAGAUACAGGACCUGUUGGAGAACGAGGGGAUCCUGCAAAAUGUCCAGCUGUAGAGGAACUACGGAAAGGUAUAAAAGGAGAAAAAGGAGAUGGAGGAUUGAACGGGAAGGACGGAGAAAAAGGAGAUCGAGGACCGCAAGGUAUAAUUGGUUUACCAGGACAGAAAGGAGAUCAAGGACAGAAAGGAGAAAUUGGUCCUUAUGGACCUCCCGGUCCUAACGGAGUAAAGGGUGACCGGGGAGUCCCUGGUGUUGAAGGUUUGCCCGGUCCCCCAGGUCGGGACGGAUUCCCUGGUAUAGCUGGUAUCAUCGGAGAUAAGGGAGAUAAAGGAUUACCCGGUAGACCAGGAGUAGGACCUCCUGGACCACCUGGACAACCUGGACUCAAGGGAGAGAAUGGACUUCCUGGACUACCGGGGAAAAAUGGACCACCUGGAACACCGGGUUUGCUUGGCAUGCCAGGUAUCAAGGGGGACCUGGGAGCUGUAGGACUACCUGGUCUCAACGGUAUCAAAGGAGAUCUUGGAUAUCCAGGUGUCCCUGGUCCCCCUGGUCCUGCAGGACCUGCCGGACCUCCAGGUAGGGACGGAACCAAGGGUCUACCAGGACUACCAGGACAGCAGGGUCCUCCAGGUAUAUCAGGAGUACCGGGUAUGAAAGGGAACAAGGGAGAAGAAGGACGUGAAGGACCAAAGGGGUAUCCUGGUAUGCCAGGACGCCCUGGAACUCCAGGACUUCAGGGACUUGAUGGACUUCCAGGACAGAAGGGUCUUCAGGGAGAGAAGGGGUUAAACGGGUUUCCUGGCCUGCCUGGUUCUCCGGGUCCUGCUGGAGUCCCUGGUCUACCUGGAUCCAAGGGGGACAAGGGAAACCUUGGUCUCCAGGGUCUACCCGGACCAAGGGGACAGGAAGGAAUGAAGGGAGACAGAGGACUCACAGGACCUAUGGGUCCUCGAGGUUUACCUGGAACUGCUGCGGCUAAGGGAGAACCAGGAUAUCCUGGUGCACCUGGAGAAAAGGGUUCUACUGGUCCCCCAGGUAGAGAUGGAGUACCUGGAGUUAAAGGAGAAACUGGUUUGGCAGGGUUCGGUAGACCUGGAGAAAAAGGAGAUAAGGGAGACCGUGGACUUUCUGGUCCACCCGGACUUCCAGGUCUUAAUGGUCUUAAGGGUAAUGCGGGCCUGCCAGGGUUCCCUGGACUUAAAGGACAGAUUGGAUUGAAAGGAGAUGUUGGACCGUCUGGUAUACCAGGGAUAGAUGGGACUCCAGGAGCUAAAGGAGAACCAGGGUUCAUGGGAAUAUCCGGACGCCCUGGACUAAAAGGAGACCGAGGAUAUACUGGAGUAUCUGGUAUGGAUGGUAGACCAGGACAGCCUGGAGUAGAAGGUUUGAAGGGUAACCAAGGGUUUGACGGACCGAUGGGACCUAAAGGAGAUCGUGGAAUGGACGGUUUGCCAGCCUCUCCAGGUGUCAAGGGAGACAAGGGAGACCAAGGAAUGACUGGACUUCCAGGAAAGGACGGAUUGAAAGGGGAACUAGGAAACCCAGGACCACCGGGAGAACCAGGGUUUACCGGGUUGCCAGGAGACAAGGGAGAUCGAGGUAUACCUGGAAUACCUGGCAGGAACGGAAUGAAAGGAGAAAUGGGAUUUCAGGGACCAACAGGGAUACCAGGCCUUAGUUCAAAGGGAGAGAAAGGACUACCAGGACUACCUGGUAAACAAGGACGACCAGGGAUGCCUGGACAACCGGGAACUAAAGGAGACGCUGGUCCUCCAGGUCUACCUGGUAUACAGGGAAUACCGGGGGAUAACGGAUACCCUGGUAGACCAGGAGAAAAGGGAGAUAAUGGUAGACCAGGGAUACCAGGUAUCACUGGACCACCCGGUCCCACAGGAAAUAAAGGAAACCUAGGUCCUACAGGAUUCCCUGGUAGGAAGGGAGAUAUUGGACCACCGGGAUAUCAGGGCCCUCCAGGGGAUAAGGGAUACAACGGACCACCAGGAGAAAAUGGACUUCCAGGACUCCCGGGAAUGAAAGGAGACAAAGGAAUGACCGGGAUGCCCGGACCAUCAGGACCACAGGGACUACAGGGGGUCAAGGGAGAGUUCGGUCCUCCAGGAGAGUUUGGACUUGCCGGACCACCCGGACUUACAGGACGGGACGGAUCUCCAGGAUUUCCAGGUUUAAAAGGAAUACAAGGACCUCCCGGGUUAAAUGGACCACCUGGAAAACCUGGAUUGUCAGGACGACCUGGUCCUCCUGGUUCUCCAGGUAUGCCCGGAAUCAAAGGAGAUAUGGGACUCCCUGGACUAGAUGGUAGACCUGGGGGACCUGGACCUACUGGACCUAAAGGAGAACAAGGUUUCGAUGGAAUGCCUGGAGCUCCGGGGCGGCCUGGUUUGCCCGGGUUAAAAGGUCAAGACGGGCAAACAUGUGUCGAGGACCGGCAGGUACCUACCGGUCAUCUUCUGGUUCGGCACAGUCAGAGUUCCUCUAUACCUCUCUGUGAACCUGGAACCACAAAACUGUGGGACGGAUAUUCUCUACUUUAUGUUGAAGGAAACGAGAAAUCUCAUCACCAAGAUCUAGGUAUGCCAGGUUCUUGUGUUGCUAGAUUCAACACAAUGCCGUUCUUAUUCUGUGACUUUAACGAUGUCUGCAAUUAUGCGAGCAGGAAUGAUAAGUCCUACUGGCUGUCUACAAUAGCUCCGAUACCUAUGAUGCCUGUAGCAGACUAUGCUAUCAGGGAUUAUAUAAGCAGGUGUGUUGUAUGUGAGGUUGAGAGUAAUGUACUGGCAGUACAUAGUCAGGAUAUGAAUGUACCAGAUUGUCCCCAGGACUGGGAGGGAUUAUGGAUCGGAUACAGCUUUGUCAUGCAUACAGCAGCCGGAGCUGAGGGUGGAGGACAGGCCCUGUCUAGCUCCGGGUCCUGUCUGGAGGACUUCAGGGCUACUCCCUUCAUAGAAUGCAACGGAGCCCGGGGUACCUGCCAUUAUUUUGCAAAUAAAUUCUCCUUCUGGUUGGCAACUGUAGAUUCAAAUAAUAUGUUCUCCAGACCUGUCUCUCAGACAUUAAAGGCCGGAAACCAGAGAGCCAGAGUCUCUAGGUGUCAGGUUUGCAGGAGAACCGGAUAGAACAGAUCUCUCUACUGAGUGUAAGCCAGGCUACUUUGAUUUCUAUGAACUAAAUCAAUACUGUGCUUAGUCAAAGAAAAACAAUACGAAAGCGCUAUUUAAUCCCCAAACUAAUCCAACCCUAGUCCUAAUCCCAACCAUUCAAUUAUUCAUAAAUCUAGAGCCUUCCGUGUCUGCAGAAUACGAAUGUUAUAAAAAGUAUGAAUGUUGUGUGAAUAAAACUAUUUUUUCUCUACUAUUUUUGGUUUUCAAAUUUAUCAUUUAGUAAAAUUUUCGUUUGAAUAUUGGAAUUUAGUUAAUAUGAAAUGACAGUUGUUUCUAACAAAGUUUUGCGAUGUCUAUUAAACUUUUAAUGGAUCAUUUGGGGCAUUUUCGGAGCUUUUUUGAAGAAACUUUUAAAAACUUCUCUUAACUAGUGGUGCUACAUUUUUGGUCUAAUCAUGGGUCAAUUUGUUUUUUUUAGUGUAUGUGUAAAAAUAAAUGUCAGAAAUUUUGUGAUUUUAAAAAUGCUUAAAAUUUUUAUAUUGUAAUUGUAUAAUUUACAUUGGAUGGAUUAAUCUUUGUAUUUGCAGUGUGUUCCUAUUUUAAAGGGACUGAAAACGUAAUUUCAAACAAGGGAUCUUCCAUUAAAAGAGCUUGGCAUAACUGAUUUACAACGGUACCCUUGAAACCUAUAUGUGUUAUAGUAUCAAUGAGGAAGAUUUCAUUUUUAGAAAAGUGUUUAAGUCUGUAAGCUUCCUUUAGUGCCUUUAAAGCAUAAAUGCGCAAGACACUUUUAUUUAUAUAGAAACCAGAAUUGAAAAUAAUCAAUUUUCAGCUAGACAAAUUAGAACAUCUCUUUUCACACUUUCCAGCUUGAUCAGGCAAAUAUCAAAAUGGUACUGUAGUGAAUCGGACAUGCCACUUCUAUACAUGGAGGGUUUCUUGAGAUUACAUCUCCUGUCCCUUUAAAUGUUUUGUAUAUAUUUUAUUAAAUGUUUACUUUAAAUUCUGCACACUAUAAACAAUUUACACGUGGAGAAAUAUAGCGGAUUUUUUUAACAGGCUGUCAACUUGUAAAUGCGCCAAAUUUAGUUUUUAAAACUGCCACAGGGGGGAGAUGAUAAAUAAAACUAUAUUUUAUGAGUUGACACCCCGUAUCAUAUGUUUUCCACUAUACAGUCCUUGCCAGGCAACUAUGUUAUAUAUAUUCUGUAAAUAUUUGUAGAAAAUAUUGUAAAAAUAUUGAUUGAAUGAAAAAUGAGCUUUAAGUUUUAGUGAUUAUGAUUUUAUAAUAAACAAAUAAACAAAAUUCUUUUAUUAUUA
Messenger RNA from Eurytemora carolleeae, 6860 nucleotides. RefSeq names its product collagen alpha-2(IV) chain (gene Col4a1). The transcript is spliced from 20 exons. The record is from RefSeq and is a predicted model, not a curated record. The coding region runs from base 150 to 5555 and encodes 1801 amino acids. Gene Ontology annotation, molecular function: extracellular matrix structural constituent. NCBI's taxonomy places the organism in Eukaryota, Metazoa, Arthropoda, Copepoda, Calanoida, Temoridae. Gene Ontology annotation, cellular component: collagen trimer.